AAAAAUGCUCAUUGUAGAAAUGUGAAAAAAUCAAUUUGUUUGCCGGUUUACCAGGGAGUGUGAAUUUCGUGUGGAGAUAUAAAAAUUUAUCAUAAAAUUGUUUACAAAUCAUAAUAUAGUUUUAGAAAAGCCGUAGAACAAAAUGUACAAAAUAGUCUUAUUUUGUUUGGCUCUAGCUUUGGUAUGCAGAGCUGAGGAUCAGGUAUUAGAAUUGACGGAUGACAACUUCUCAACAACACUAUCCGAACGAGACACCACAUUGGUAAUGUUCUAUGCUCCUUGGUGCGGUCAUUGCAAACGAUUAAAACCUGAAUAUUCUAAAGCAGCUGAAUUAGUGCGUGAUGAUGAUCCUAAAAUCUCUUUGGCCAAAGUGGAUUGUACUGAAGCCGGCAAAGAAACUUGCAAUAAAUAUUCCGUUACGGGGUAUCCAACUUUGAAAAUAUUUAAGGGAAGUGAGUUGUCACAGGACUACAAUGGUCCACGUGAAGCGAAUGGUAUUGUUAAAUAUAUGCGAGCACAAGUGGGGCCAGCUUCGAAACAUUUGACUGAAAUCGAUGAGUAUGAGAAGUUCUUAAGCGCCAAAGAAACAACCUUGUUUGGGUACUUUGUAUCAUCAGAUUCCAAGUUGGCUAAACUUUUCUUAAAGUUCGCUGACAAAAACCGUGAGAAAUAUCGUUUUGGCCAUACGACAAGUGCUGACGUAUUGGAUAAAGUUGGUUACUUCGACGUUAUCGUGCUCAUACGUGCUCCCCAUUUAACUAACAAAUUUGAAGAAUCUGUCAUUAAAUUCGAAGGAGAAACGGAACCAGACUUGAGUUCUUUUAUCAAAGAUAACUAUCAUGGCUUGGUCGGUCAUCGCACUCAGGAGAACUUGCGUGACUUCCAAAACCCACUAAUAACUGCUUACUUCACUGUCGAUUAUGUGAAAAAUACGAAAGGUACUAAUUACUGGCGUAAUCGCAUUCUAAAGGUCGCUUAUCAAUAUGUUGAUAAACUCAAUUUCGCCAUUAGUGCGAAAGAUGAUUUCCAGCACGAGUUGAAUGAAUACGGCUAUGAUUUUGUUGGGGAUAAACCAGUUAUAUUGGCUCGUGAUGAAAAAAAUCUAAAAUAUGCUAUGAAGGAGGAAUUUUCUGUUGAGAAUUUAAGCAAUUUUGCUUAUAAGUUGUUAAAGGGCGAAUUGGAACCGUAUGUGAAAUCGGAACCAAUUCCCGAGAAUAACGACGCCCAUGUCAAAGUUGCUGUAGCUAAAAAUUUUGACGAAGUUGUUUUAAAUAAUGGUAAAGAUACGCUUAUUGAGUUCUAUGCCCCUUGGUGUGGACAUUGCAAGAAAUUGGCACCCAUUUAUGAUGAAUUAGCUGAAAAACUUCAAAAUGAAGAAAUUGCAAUUGUUAAAAUGGAUGCUACAGCCAAUGACGUGCCACCGGACUUUAAUGUUCGCGGGUUUCCAACAAUAUUUUGGUUACCCAAAGACGAUAAAGAGAAGCCUGUGUCUUACAGCGAAGGUCGCGAGCUUGAUGAUUUUAUUAAAUUCAUUGCCAAGCAUGCAACCAACGAGUUAGAGAGUUAUGAUCGCAGUGGUAAACCUAAGAAAACCGAGUUAUAAACAUGCUCACAUAAAGGAAAAAAACUGCGACGUACAUUUCCAACGUGUACAUUUCCGUAUCGCUAAGAAACAAGUUCACAUUUAUUAGUUUUUUUUUUUCGUUCAAGUUUUUCAUUAAUUAAACGA
Molecule: messenger RNA, 1729 nt
Organism: Glossina fuscipes
Lineage: Eukaryota; Metazoa; Arthropoda; Insecta; Diptera; Glossinidae
Product: protein disulfide-isomerase A3
Exons: 5
Coding region: 143-1603 (486 amino acids)
Biological process (GO): response to endoplasmic reticulum stress; protein folding
Cellular component (GO): endoplasmic reticulum
Molecular function (GO): protein disulfide isomerase activity
Source: RefSeq, a predicted model, not a curated record